Messenger RNA from Antrostomus carolinensis (chuck-will's-widow), 1543 nucleotides. RefSeq names its product ETS variant transcription factor 6 (gene ETV6). Gene Ontology annotation, cellular component: nucleus. Gene Ontology annotation, molecular function: sequence-specific DNA binding; DNA-binding transcription factor activity, RNA polymerase II-specific. The record is from RefSeq and is a predicted model, not a curated record. The transcript is spliced from 7 exons. Bases 106 to 1194 code for a protein of 362 amino acids. Gene Ontology annotation, biological process: cell differentiation; regulation of transcription by RNA polymerase II. Lineage: Eukaryota; Metazoa; Chordata; Aves; Caprimulgiformes; Caprimulgidae.
CUGCGUUUGCAGCCCGUUUACUGGAGCAGGGAUGAUGUGGCACAGUGGCUCAGGUGGGCAGAGAAGGAGUUUUCCUUGAGGCCAAUUGAGAGCAACACUUUUGAGAUGAACGGCAAGGCUCUGCUGCUCCUGACCAAAGAGGACUUUCGAUACAGGUCUCCUCAUUCAGGUGAUGUUUUGUAUGAACUCCUUCAGCAUAUCCUGAAGCAAAGAAAAGCUCGUAUGCUCUUCACCCCUUUCUUCCACCCUGGGAACUCUAUCCAUGCUCAGCCAGAGGUCAUAUUACACCAGAAUCAUGAUGAAGAUAGCUUUGUCCAGAGACCUUCAAGACCAUCCACAGAAACAGUCCACCACAAUCCCCCAACCAUUGAACUGUUGCAUCGUUCUAGAUCACCUGUCACCAACAACCACCGUCCAUCACCAGAUCCCGAUCAGCGGCCACUGAAGUCCCCUAUGGACAACACUAUUCGUCGCCUCUCCCCAGCUGACAGGGUGCCGGGGACAAGGCAUCAGCAAGAGAACAACCACCAGGAGCCCUAUCCUCUCUCAGUGUCCCCCAUAGAAAACAACCACUGCCCGCCUCCUUCUGAGGUGCUCCAGAAGCCCUCCAGCCCUCGCCAAGAGAACACCAGGGUCAUCCAGCUGAUGCCCAGCCCUAUCAUGCAUCCUUUGAUAUUGAACCCCAGGCACUCCGAUUUCAAACCAAGGUUGUCUGAGGAUGGGCUGCACAGGGAGGUAAAGCCAAUCAACCUGUCCCACCGAGAAGAGUUAGCUUAUAUGAACCACAUCAUGGUGUCUGUAUCCCCUCCUGAGGACCAUGCGAUGCCAAUUGGAAGAAUAGCAGACUGUAGGUUGCUUUGGGAUUAUGUUUAUCAGCUGCUUUCUGACAGCCGGUACGAAAAUUUCAUCCGAUGGGAAGAUAAGGAAUCCAAAAUAUUUCGGAUAGUGGAUCCCAACGGGCUGGCCCGGCUGUGGGGAAACCACAAGAACAGAACAAAUAUGACUUAUGAGAAAAUGUCCAGAGCCCUACGCCACUACUACAAACUAAAUAUUAUCCGGAAGGAGCCAGGACAAAGGCUUUUGUUCAGGUUCAUGAAGACCCCAGAUGAGAUUAUGAGUGGCCGAACAGACCGCCUCGAGCACCUUGAAUCCCAGGAACUGGAUGAACAAAUAUACCAAGAAGAUGAGUGCUGAAGGGAACUGGUGCACCGCCUCCGUGGGUCCACAGGAGAAACAUCUGCCCAGAUGGCUGGCACGGUUUGGGAGGGGAAGGAACAACACAGAAGCAGUACUUGGGGUCGCUUCUUAGCUUGAAGACCAUGCAGGACCUGAAGCACCUUAACAAAACAAACUAACAGGCAGAAGUGGUGCUGGCAGAAAAGUAAAGGGGAGGAAGCCCGGACUUAGGCACUACUUCACUGUUCCUGCAAAGUCUCCCUUGAGUUCUUUCUUUCUUUUUGUUUUGUUUCAGUUCUUGGGGGUUUUUUGUUGUUUUUUUUUUCCCUAAUAAACAUGCAGUUUGACUUUCCUUAUCUCACAUAGG